AUGUACCUGCUCAUCACCGUGGCUGGCUACAUCGAUGCGUGGCCAACAAUCGCCCUGGUGAUGCUUACCGCCGUGAUUGGCGUUGCCCUGCUGAAACGUCAGGGCCUGGCAACCUUAACCCGCGGGGUGACGCGUAUGAAUCGAGGCGAAGUGCCUGCGCAGGAAAUGGCUGAAGGGAUUCUGCUGGCUGUGGCGGGUGCGUUGUUGCUGACCCCCGGUUUUGUAACUGAUGUGGUGGGUUUUUUGUUGCUGUUUCCGCCGAGCCGACAGGCUCUGGUGGUGCUUCUGCUGAAGCGCGUCGAGAUUCAUACGGCGUCAUCUCCAGGGGUGCAUCCCUCCCAGCAGCCUUCGCCGGAGUCCAAUCCGGUGACUAUUGAAGGCGAAAUUAUUGCCGCUGGUACCGGCAAGAUCACCGACAACGGUGAUGUGCGUGCCCUCGACGUGAAAGUUGGCGACAAGAUCAUUUUUGGUCAAUACGCCGGCAGCACGGUGAAGAUUGAUGGCGAAGAGCUGUUGAUUCUGAGCGAAAGCGAAAUUUUUGGUGUUCUGGAAGGCUAA
Messenger RNA from Symbiodinium pilosum, 558 nucleotides. The record is from the annotation of a GenBank genome assembly. NCBI's taxonomy places the organism in Eukaryota, Dinophyceae, Suessiales, Symbiodiniaceae.